AUGUCACAAGACCUACUGAGUGAAUUCGCAGAAUUCUCCUCCUCCUACUCCUCCCCCAAACCCUCUGCUCCCACCAUACCAAACUCCAGGGCACCACCCAACAGCCGCCGCUUCACCUCCGCAGACCCCCUCGGCCUCGACCUGACCUCUUCUGCCCCUCUUCCACAGCACGCCCCGCUCCACAAUGUCCCCCUGGUACGAACCGGCUCCCACGGCCACCAGCACCGAGCAUCCGCGACGAAUUUCGACGACCUCCUUGCAUACGUCAACAACCCGCAAGCACCAUGGCCCCCAAAGCCGCACCACAUGUCGAGGCUAGGCCACACCCCGAGACAGAUGUCCUACCAUGGCCCUCUGCCGAACCCAAAGAAGAUCGAUCUCUUUGAAGCUCUGGGGAACGAUUUUUCGGGGAGUGAUGGGAGGGGUGGGAGGUUCACACCCCCACCACCGAGGUCGUCCAGCAGGAAUGGGCACAGCAUCAGUCGGAAGACGACCCCGGUAUCACAUCAGGGAGGUAGCACGAACGGAUCUGCGUAUGGAAGCUUCUCGGCGCCUACGCCGCCGCCAGACCUACUAGACCUCAUGGACAGCGACAAGCUCGAGUGCGAGGCAGAGGACGAUUUCGGGGACUUUGCGUCUGCGACGACAAGUGCUCCGAAGAAACCGUCAAUUCCGGCGCUGACACCCAUGCAAGCUCUAUCACCGACGCCAGCAGCUACUAGUACGGCGCCUGGUACACCGAACUCGGGCUCGUCGGGGAAUCAUACGCCAAAGAAUAGUUUUUCGGGAGUGCAGCAGUAUGGCAAUGGGCUACGGAAUAACACGCCGCCACCGAGCUCAAUGUCGGGGUUUAGCUUCCCGGCGGUCAACAAUGCCCCCAAGGACAGCUUCGCGGGACUACAGAGCUUAAAUCCAGCGCGGAAUAGCAUUGGCACGCCCCCUCCAGCGUCACUAUCAGGGUUCAGUUUCCCUUCGACUGCAGCAGCUACACCGCCGAGAAAUGGCCUGCCAGUACUACAGACAGGUGGCAAUUACCGCAACAGCAUGAGCAAUUCAGUUGCUCCACCGACGCCUCCAAAGCCGACAAACCAGCUCUUGACGAAGCUCGCUACCCCAACGCUGAUGGACGACGAUGACGACUUUGGCGACUUUAUCUCGUCCCCCGUCGUCUCUGCGCCACCGAAGAACGUCUUCAACACUCCACCACCUGCCACCAAAAGCUUCAGCAGCCCGCCGCGAACACAUGCCAGCCGUCCCAGUAUCACGUUGAAGAACUUUGCGCCCACGCACCUCUCGCCACCCCGGAAACUAGUACAAGAAGAAGACCCAAUGCCACCAGUAGCGGUCCUGCUAACAGCAUUCCCACCACUGUUUCUACUACCACAGACCCACCUCCUCGACAAGCUCACCGCGCUCCCGUUCCCUCUGCGACAACGCGUCCUCUCGCACCCCAAGUCUCGCGAUUUCCUCGAAGGCACCUGCGAACUCGGGCGGGUGGCGGGGCGCAUCAUCGCCGGCCGCAAGCGGCGGCCCAAGACUGUCGGCCGCGGGCGUGCAGGCAGCGGUGGGAUGAAGCUAGCGGGCGGUACCAAUUCGGGGUGGGAACAGCAGAAGGAGGAGCGUGAGGUCAAGGAGACGUGUCGGCUGUGGGGCGACGGUGCCGGGCGACUGAAGGCCGCAAUGGGAGCGGGAGUUCCCGAGGUGACGGAUGAGGUCGGACGCAUGCCUGCUAAGGUAGUCGGCGGGUGCAAGCUGUGUGGGCUGGCGAAGAGCGAGGUGCUGCCGGGGCUGAAGGAGCGGACGGAGAGGCUGGGGUGGUGGGAUGCGGGGUGGGGCGGGCAUGGCGGGUGUAGGGGGUUUUGGGAGAAGCAUGGGAAGACGCUGAAGGGUUGA
This is a messenger RNA of Morchella sextelata, 1893 nucleotides long. RefSeq lists its product as uncharacterized. The transcript has a single exon. The coding region runs from base 1 to 1893 and encodes 630 amino acids. Lineage: Eukaryota; Fungi; Ascomycota; Pezizomycetes; Pezizales; Morchellaceae. The record is from RefSeq and is a predicted model, not a curated record.